AUGGCCAUUGGAAAAAGGUUACUGGUGAACAAACCGGCAGAAGAAUCAUUUUAUGCUUCUCCAAUGUAUGACUUCUUAUAUCCAUUUAGACCAGUGGGGAACCAAUGGCUGCCAGAGUACAUUAUUUUCGUAUGUGCCGUGAUAGUGAGAUGCACAAUUGGACUUGGCCCAUAUUCUGGGAAAGGCAGUCCACCGCUGCACGGUGAUUUUGAAGCUCAAAGACAUUGGAUGGAAAUUACACAACAUUUACCACUUUCUAAGUGGUACUGGUAUGAUCUGCAAUACUGGGGAUUAGACUAUCCACCAUUGACAGCUUAUCAUUCGUAUCUCCUGGGCCUACUUGGAUCCUUUUUCAAUCCAUCUUGGUUUGCGCUGGAAAAGUCUCGUGGUUUUGAAUCCCCCGAUAAUGGCUUGAAAACAUAUAUGCGCUCUACUGUUAUCAUUAGCGAUAUAUUAUUUUAUUUUCCCGCAGUAAUAUAUUUUACCAAAUGGCUUGGUAGAUAUCGAAACCAGUCGCCCAUAGGGCAAUCCAUUGCGGCAUCGGCGAUUUUGUUCCAACCCUCAUUAAUGCUCAUCGACCAUGGGCACUUUCAAUAUAAUUCAGUCAUGCUUGGCCUUACAGCUUAUGCCAUAAAUAACUUAUUGGACGAGUAUUAUGCUAUGGCGGCAGUGUGUUUUGUCCUAUCUAUUUGUUUCAAACAAAUGGCAUUGUAUUAUGCACCUAUUUUUUUUGCUUAUCUAUUAAGUCGAUCAUUGUUCUUCCCCAAAUUUAACAUAGCCCGGUUGACAGUUAUUGCGUUUGCAACACUCGCAACCUUUGCAGUAAUAUUUGCUCCACUCUAUUUCUUGGGAGGAGGAUUAAAGAAUAUUUACCAAUGUAUUCACAGGAUAUUCCCUUUUGCCAGAGGUAUCUUCGAAGAUAAAGUCGCUAAUUUCUGGUGCGUUACAAACGUUUUUCUAAAAUACAAAGAAAAAUUCAGUGUUCAACAGCUCCAGCUAUACUCAUUGAUUGCCACCGUAAUUGGUUUCUUGCCAGCCAUGAUCAUGACAUUGCUACACCCGAAGAAGCAUCUUCUUCCAUACGUAUUAAUUGCAUGUUCUAUGUCCUUUUUCCUUUUUAGCUUUCAGGUACAUGAGAAAACUAUUCUUGUCCCACUUCUACCUAUUACGUUACUCUACUCUUCUACUGAUUGGAAUGUCCUAUCCCUAGUAAGUUGGAUAAACAAUGUGGCUUUAUUCACCCUAUGGCCGUUGUUGAAAAAGGACGGUCUUCAUUUACAGUAUGCCGUAUCUUUUUUACUAAGCAAUUGGCUGAUUGGAAAUUUCAGUUUCAUUACACCAAGGUUUCUGCCAAAAUCCUUAACACCUGGUCCUUCUAUCAGUAGUAUUAAUAGCAAUUAUAGAAGAAGAAGCUUACUGCCAUAUAACGUGGUUUGGAAAAGUUUUAUUAUAGCGACGUAUAUUGCUAUGGGCUUUUAUCAUUUCCUAGAUCUAUUUGUAGCACCUCCAGCGAAGUAUCCAGACUUGUGGGUGUUGUUAAACUGUACUGUCGGGUUCAUUUGCUUUAGCGUAUUUUGGGUAUGGUCUUAUUACAAAAUAUUCACUUCCGGUAACAAAUCGAUGAAAGACUUGUAG
Messenger RNA from Saccharomyces paradoxus, 1635 nucleotides. It is a transcript of the gene ALG6, whose product is annotated as dolichyl-P-Glc:Man(9)GlcNAc(2)-PP-dolichol alpha-1,3-glucosyltransferase. The coding region runs from base 1 to 1635 and encodes 544 amino acids. Gene Ontology annotation, biological process: protein N-linked glycosylation. NCBI's taxonomy places the organism in Eukaryota, Fungi, Ascomycota, Saccharomycetes, Saccharomycetales, Saccharomycetaceae. The transcript has a single exon. Gene Ontology annotation, molecular function: dolichyl pyrophosphate Man9GlcNAc2 alpha-1,3-glucosyltransferase activity. The record is from RefSeq and is a predicted model, not a curated record. Gene Ontology annotation, cellular component: endoplasmic reticulum membrane.